AUGGGGAAAACAGUCGUUGGGGCCAGUAGGAUGUUCUGGCUAAUGUUUUUCGUGCCGCUUCUUCUUGCGCUCUGCCCCAGCGAGCCCGCGCACGCCCUGGCACCCGAAUCGAGCCGAGUUGAGCUGUUUAAGCGGCAAAGCUCGAAGGUGCCAUUUGAAAAGGACGGCAAAGUCACCGAUCGGGUUGUCCACUCGUUCCGCCUCCCCGCCCUUGUUAAUGUGGACGGGGUGAUGGUUGCCAUCGCGGACGCUCGCUACGAAACAUCCAAUGACAACUCCCUCAUUGAUACGGUGGCGAAGUACAGCGUGGACGACGGGGAGACAUGGGAGACCCAAAUUGCCAUCAAGAACAGCCGUGUAUCGUCUGUUUCUCGUGUGGUGGUUCCCACAGUGAUUGUGAAGGGCAACAAGCUUUACGUCCUGGUUGGAAGCUACAAUAGUUCGAAAAGCUACUGGACUUGGCAGCCUGAUGGAAGCGACUGGGAUAUUCUGCUUGCCGUUGGUGAGGUCACGAAGUCCACUGCGGGCGGCAAGACAACUGCGAGCAUCAAAUGGGGGAGCCCCGUGUCACUGAAGAAGUUUUUUCCGGCAGAAAUGGAAGGAAUGCACACAAAUCAAUUUCUUGGCGGUGCGGGUGUUGCCAUUGUGGCGUCCAACGGGAAUCUUGUGUACCCUGUGCAGGUUACGAACAAAAGGAAGCAAGUUUUUUCCAAGAUCUUCUACUCGGAAGACGAGGGCAAGACGUGGAAGUUUGGGAAGGGCAGGAGCGAUUUUGGCUGCUCCGAACCUGUGGCCCUUGAGUGGGAGGGGAAGCUCAUCAUAAACACCCGAGUUGACCGGGCACGCCGUCUGGUGUACGAGUCCAGUGACAUGGGGAAUACGUGGGUGGAGGCUGUCGGCACGCUCUCGCGUGUGUGGGGCCCCUCACCAAAAUCGGACCAGCCCGGCAGUCAGAGCAGCUUCACUGCCGUGACCAUCGAAGGAAUGCGUGUGAUGCUCUUCACACACCCGCUGAAUUUUAAGGGAAGGUGGCUGCGCGACCGACUGAACCUCUGGCUGACGGAUAACCAGCGCAUUUAUAACGUUGGGCAAGUAUCCAUUGGUGAUGAAAAUGCCGCCUACAGCUCCGUCCUGUACAAGGAUGAUAAGCUGUACUGUUUGCAUGAGAUCAACACUAACGAGGUGUACAGCCUUGUUUUUGCACGCCUGGUUGGCGAGCUACGGAUCAUUAAAUCAGUGCUGCAGUCCUGGAAGAAUUGGGACAGCCACCUGUCCAGCAUUUGCACCCCUGCUGAUCCAGCCGCUUCGUCGUCAGAGCGUGGUUGUGGUCCCGCUGUCACCACGGUUGGUCUUGUUGGGUUUUUGUCCGGCAAUGCCUCCCAAAACGUAUGGGAGGAUGCGUACCGCUGCGUCAACGCAAGCACGGCAAAUGCGGAGAGGGUUCCGAACGGUUUGAAGUUUGCGGGGGUUGGCGGAGGGGCGCUUUGGCCGGUGAGCCAGCAGGGGCAGAAUCAACGGUAUCGUUUUGCAAACCACGCGUUCACGCUGGUGGCGUCGGUGACGAUUCACGAGGUUCCGAGCGUCGCGAGUCCUUUGCUGGGUGCGAGCCUGGACUCUUCUGGUGGCAAAAAACUCCUGGGGCUCUCGUACGACAAGAAGCACCAGUGGCAGCCAAUAUACGGAUCAACGCCGGUGACGCCGACGGGAUCGUGGGAGACGGGUAAGAGGUACCACGUGGUUCUUACGAUGGCGAAUAAAAUUGGCUCCGUGUACAUUGAUGGAGAACCUCUGGAGGGUUCAGGGCAGACCGUUGUGCCAGACGGGAGGACGCCUGACAUCUCCCACUUCUACGUUGGCGGGUAUAAAAGGAGUGAUAUGCCAACCAUAAGCCACGUGACGGUGAAUAAUGUUCUUCUUUACAACCGUCAGCUGAAUGCCGAGGAGAUCAGGACCUUGUUCUUGAGCCAGGACCUGAUUGGCACGGAAGCACACAUGGACAGCAGCAGCGACAGCAGUGCCCACGGUACGCCCUCGACUCCCGUUGACAGCAGUGCCCACGGUACGCCCUCGACUCCCGUUGACAGCAGUGCCCACAGUACGCCCUCAACUCCCGCUGACAGCAGUGCCCACGGUACACCCUCGACUCCCGUUGACAGCAGUGCCCACGGUACACCCUCGACUCCCGUUGACAGCAGUGCCCACAGUACGCCCUCGACUCCCGUUGACAGCAGUGCCCACGGUACGCCCUCGACUCCCGUUGACAGCAGUGCCCACGGUACGCCCUCGACUCCCGUUGACAGCAGUGCCCACAGUACGCCCUCAACUCCCGUUGACAGCAGUGCCCACGGUACGCCCUCGACUCCCGUUGACAGCAGUGCCCACGGUACGCCCUCGACUCCCGUUGACAGCAGUGCCCACAGUACGCCCUCAACUCCCGUUGACAGCAGUGCCCACAGUACGCCCUCAACUCCCGCUGACAGCAGUGCCCACGGUACACCCUCGACUCCCGUUGACAGCAGUGCCCACGGUACACCCUCGACUCCCGUUGACAGCAGUGCCCACAGUACGCCCUCAACUCCCGUUGACAGCAGUGCCCACAGUACGCCCUCAACUCCCGCUGACAGCAGUGCCCACGGUACACCCUCGACUCCCGUUGACAGCAGUGCCCACAGUACACACUCGACUCCCGUUGACAGCAGUGCCCACAGUACGCCCUCAACUCCCGUUGACAGCAGUGCCCACGGUACACCCUCGACUCCCGUUGACAGCAGUGCCCACGGUACACCCUCGACUCCCGUUGACAGCAGUGCCCACAGUACGCCCUCGACUCCCGUUGACAGCAGUGCCCACGGUACACCCUCGACUCCCGUUGACAGCAGUGCCCACGGUACACCCUCGACUCCCGUUGACAGCAGUGCCCACGGUACGCCCUCGACUCCCGUUGACAGCAGUGCCCACAGUACGCCCUCGACUCCCGUUGACAGCAGCGCCCACGGUACGCCCUCGACUCCCGUUGACAGCAGUGCCCACGGUACACCCUCGACUCCCGUUGACAGCAGUGCCCACAGUACACCCUCGACUCCCGUUGACAGCAGUGCCCACGGUACACCCUCGACUCCCGUUGACAGCAGUGCCCACAGUACACCCUCGACUCCCGUUGACAGCAGUGCCCACAGUACACCCUCGACUCCCGUUGACAGCAGUGCCCACAGUACGCCCUCGACUCCCGUUGACAGCAGUGCCCACAGUACACCCUCGACUCCCGUUGACAGCAGUGCCCACGGUACACCCUCGACUCCCGUUGACAGCAGUGCCCACGGUACGCCCUCGGCUCCCGUUGACAGCAGUGCCCACAGUACGCCCUCGACUCCCGUUGACAGUAGUGCCCACAGUACGCCCUCGACUCCCGUUGACAGCAGUGCCCACGGUACACCCUCGACUCCCGUUGACAGCAGUGCCCACAGUACGCCCUCGACUCCCGCUGGUAACAGUGCCACUCGUAUGUUUUUGAUUUUGCCCGAUGGCGCUGCAAUUUCGGCUUUUUCGGGCGGAGGGCUUCUUCUGUGUGCGUGUGCUUUGCUGCUGCACGUGUUCUUUACGGCAGUUUUUUUCUGA
Trypanosoma cruzi is the source of this 3615-nucleotide messenger RNA. RefSeq names its product trans-sialidase, putative. Bases 1 to 3615 code for a protein of 1204 amino acids. Lineage: Eukaryota; Euglenozoa; Kinetoplastea; Trypanosomatida; Trypanosomatidae. Gene Ontology annotation, molecular function: exo-alpha-sialidase activity. The record is from RefSeq and is a predicted model, not a curated record. The transcript has a single exon.